ACAAGCGUGGAUUAUUCGUUCGCAAGGAGUGGGUUCAGUAACCAGUGUGAACGAGCACUCAACGAGCAAAUCAAUGUCGAGUACAAUAUUUCGUACGUCUAUCACGCCAUGUGGGCGUACUUCAAUCGUGACAAUAUCGCAUUGGCUGGCUUUGCUGAACACUUUCGAAAAGAGUCACUGGAGGAGCGUGCGCAUGCGGAACAACUCAUGGAGUACAUGAACUUACGAGGCGGCAAAGUUGAGCUCCAACAAUUGUUACCACCACAGAGUGAAUACGAUCGCCCGGAGAAAGGAUGCGCACUAUUAGCCCUGGAGCUGAGUUUGAGUCUCGAAAAGUUGAAUAAAGAGAAACUGUGUGAACUGCAUCGCGUCGCUGAGGAUGCAGGAGACGCACAUAUGUGCGAUUUUAUUGAAGGCGAGUUAUUAGACUCGCAGGUUCAAAGUGUGCGACAGGUUAGCGAGAUGGUCGCCACGCUAUUACGCAUGGGACCGCCAGCAGAUGGUAUGGCAACUUGGCACUUCGAUCAAACCUUACUUGAG
Molecule: messenger RNA, 540 nt
Organism: Ostreococcus lucimarinus CCE9901
Lineage: Eukaryota; Viridiplantae; Chlorophyta; Mamiellophyceae; Mamiellales; Bathycoccaceae
Exons: 1
Biological process (GO): intracellular iron ion homeostasis; iron ion transport
Cellular component (GO): cytoplasm
Molecular function (GO): ferric iron binding; ferrous iron binding
Source: RefSeq, a predicted model, not a curated record